ACGCCCGACCCCCAACCCGGCCAGCGCGCUUACGUUCCGAUGCACACCGCGCCACCGGAAGUGGCCGGGCCCGAGGCGGAGGGACCGGCGGAGCGGAAGUCACUCCGUGAGGCAGUGGCGACGACGGGAGGAUGAACAACAAGUUCGACGCAUUGAAAGAUGAUGACAGUGGGGACCAUGAGCAGAAUGAAGAAAACAGCGCACAGAAAGAUGGUGAGAAGGAAAAAACGGAACGAGACAAGAGUCAGAGCGGCGGCAAGAGGAAGGCUGUUGUCCCUGGCCCGGCAGAGCACCCCCUGCAGUACAAUUACACUUUCUGGUACUCCAGGAGAACCCCCGGCCGUCCCACCAGUUCGCAGAGCUACGAACAGAAUAUCAAACAGAUCGGCACCUUUGCCUCCGUGGAGCAGUUCUGGAGGUUUUACAGCCACAUGGUACGUCCCGGGGACCUGACAGGCCACAGUGACUUCCAUCUCUUCAAAGAAGGAAUUAAACCCAUGUGGGAGGAUGAUGCAAAUAAAAAUGGUGGCAAGUGGAUUAUUCGGCUGCGGAAGGGCUUGGCAUCCCGUUGCUGGGAGAAUCUCAUCCUGGCCAUGUUGGGGGAACAGUUCAUGGUUGGGGAGGAGAUCUGUGGGGCUGUGGUCUCUGUCCGGUUUCAGGAGGACAUUAUUUCCAUAUGGAAUAAGACUGCCAGCGACCAAGCAACCACAGCCCGAAUCCGGGAUACGCUUCGGCGAGUGCUUAACCUACCUCCCAACACCAUUAUGGAAUACAAAACCCACACCGACAGCAUCAAGGCCUGGGAGGAGUUUCAUGGCCUGGUGAACAGCAGCGGCCGCUGAUCGGACGCUCCCCCUCUGUCUCUCACUCAGGGGACAAUUCAAGCUUUCGAAAUACAAAAAUCACAUUGUGAAAGUCCACCAGCUGGCAAUAAUCCUUUGCUGUAUGUGUGUGUUUGUCCAAAAUGGAUGGGAGGUCUCCAGCUGGGCCUUCCAUCUGCUCACUGAAGGGACAUCCCUGAGCUGUGUGCUCCCUUUUGCACUCUUUCCUGGAGGACGGAUUCUACUAGACACCCUCCAGCAUCGCGGACUUUGUAAAGUGGAGAAACAGCAAACGUGACUUUGUAAUAGACACACUUUUUUUAAUGGGUUUCUGUGGGGGGAGUUCAGCCUUUUGUUUUGCUGUGCGCUGUCCGGAUGCCUCUUGGGCCUUCUGUCGCGCUCUUUGCUGUACGAAGGGCGUCGUCACCACGUGUACAAGCCAGAGCUGUCAACUGAGAAUUAUCAGUGUUAUGAAUGUCUGCGCAUCCAGGAAGAGCUUUUUGUUCGAGAGUCUCGGAAUAGCUGUAAAUGCUCUCUUCUAGCUCUGCCAUUAAAUUAUUGGGACAUUUUGUUUAUUUCACUCCCCUCUUCCCCAAAGCCCACCACUUUCUGAAAAGGUGUUACUGAUUUUGCGUGGUCUCCUGCCUUAUGCCCUCCAGCCUUCCCUCUUCCUGUGGGACUCUCUUUCUUAGGCACUGCUGCACUUAGAAUUGCAAUCCAGUGGGCCACAUGCGUUUCACUGAGGUGGCUUAGAAGGUAUGACUGUAAUUAAGCUGGAGCAGAAUCCAGUUGGUUAGGAGCGAGGUUCCAAGUGUAGGCUUUGGAGCGGAGGGCGAGCAGGGCCUGUGCGUCCCGCCUGUUUCUGUGGAUUCUUGCAUGCCCCUCAUUGAAGAAGAAGCAGAAGCUGGUUGUUGGCAGGUAUUAACAUGUAAUGUGGUAAAUUCUGUGAUCCUGAAACUGGGACACCUGAAGACAAGGUGACCGUGAUGGGCAGCUUUCUUUGCGUGGUGUGCCUGUCUGCAGGGCUUGGACACACCUGCUUUCAGCCCUCAGCUCCUGGUACACAUGUUAGCACAUGUGUAUACAUGUUAACACAGGACGCCCACAGAAACCUCUUGCAGGCUACUGCAGGCAUGCUUUAGAAAUGACCAGGCGUGCCUCCACGGAGCUGGGGACCUGACUCAGGAGACCUGAUGUCAGAGGAAUCCAAGAGCACCUCGGAUGGAAGGAAGUGCUAAGCACCAGUCCUUAGCAACGUCCAGGGAGCACCGUCAUACUUGGCUCUUGUGAGCAGAGAUCGAAGUACCUUAAAUUAAGGUCUCUCCUAAAACCUGUCCUUGCAGGCUGGCCAGGAGGCCUUAGCCACCUGGUCUCAGAGAAACUGUACGAGAGUAGCAGGCAUUUCCUUACUGUAUUUAUAUUACUCUCCUCCUACUUCCAACUCCUCAACACCCUGUAAUCACCACUGGCUCGGGAUGCUGCUGCUUAAAAGAACGGGGGUAUAGAGGCCAAAAGGGGGGUGCUUCCAUUAGAGGUGAAGUGAGAGCGGAAAAGAUCUCGCAGUGAUUUAAACUCCAGGAAUAUGAAGAACAAAUUCUAGACAACUGGGAAGGACUCGGGCAAACACAGGCGCAGCAUCGGCCAACGUGGGGGCAAAGGCUGCCUCCCGAGGCCUGUUUAGACCCCAGGGAGGCCUGCACUUUUGCCACACUCAGAUUGGCCAUGAAAAUUCCAAAGAGAGCAGAUGUGUGGAUUUGCCCUCCUUUGGGCAGCUCCCUAUUGUGUGUGCUAUGGGUGCACGUGUGCAUAGUGUGUUCACAAGUGAGGGUUUUGUCAUGCCCAGUGCUUAGGUGUAUUGUCCAUAUUCAUGUUUUUGCUUUUUUUUUCCUUUUCGGUCUCAUUUGUUCAGAUUUUUUAAUCCGUUGUGUUUUCUACAGCUGCUCAUCCUUCCCCUUCCUUCCUCUUUGUCAUUGCAGUAUUUGAAGGUUGUCGUCGUCGUUGUUUUUUCCCAUCAAAACUAUGCUGACCCUAUGCCGGUUAGAAGCGGAGUUAUUUCUGUUAGGCAGCAUCUUGUCCCCAGAGCGCCCCAGAGAUUCUGCCCGACAGCUUUCAAGGGGAGGCUGAAGAGUCAGUUUAUCCACACCAUCCAUUUUCCAAACUAGCUGGAGAGGUCUUUUCCUUUCUUACUCCAUAGACCUGUGCUUCGCUGAGAUGUGACCCAGUUAUGGUCGUGGUGUCACCUGUUCUGGAGAAAAUGGGAAAAGGCGCACUAGGGCCAACCUAACAAACAUGUACGUUGCUGCCGGGAGACGGGGCGUCACUUCCCACUUUGCACAGGCCGGCUGUUCCCAUGACCCUCUGCUCAGUGUUCCAUUUGAAAGGGGCCCCUCUCUCCAGUGCUCUUCUCCUCGUAUCCUUCUGUUCGUGUGUGCGUGUGUUUUCCCUGUGACAUUGGCACUGGCAAGAACUUUCCACCCAGAGAGACUUGCGGUCCACGGUGCUCUUAAGAAUGAAUUUCCCAGUAUUUGCCAGAGGAGGAGCGGAGGCUGUGGCAGGAGUGACGCAGUAUUGCACUUUGAGAGCAAUUGUCUGCUGCCGUAAAUAAAUGGAAAAUAUC
Molecule: messenger RNA, 3438 nt
Organism: Rhinolophus ferrumequinum (greater horseshoe bat)
Lineage: Eukaryota; Metazoa; Chordata; Mammalia; Chiroptera; Rhinolophidae
Gene: EIF4E2
Product: eukaryotic translation initiation factor 4E family member 2
Exons: 8
Coding region: 132-842 (236 amino acids)
Biological process (GO): translational initiation
Cellular component (GO): cytoplasm; eukaryotic translation initiation factor 4F complex
Molecular function (GO): RNA 7-methylguanosine cap binding; translation initiation factor activity
Source: RefSeq, a predicted model, not a curated record